AUGGGAAAGACUUGUGAAGGAGUUCAGCUUCAGUUGAGUCUGGUACUGACUAGGAAUGAAGAUGUCCUCAAACACUUAGAAGAAGUAGAGAAGAUUUUCUUAAAGAAUGGCUCCUCAAGUGACAGGGAAAACUUCAGUAAGAGUAUCAGACAAUCCAGACUUAUCAGUAGUAAGCUUGAGGAGAAUAUUCAAACACAAUGUACCUCUAUUGGACUUGCUGUUACUGAACUGGAAAAAAGAAGUGCAGAUGCAGAAGAGCAAAGCACAGGAAGUACACCAAGGAAAGGCAGAAGGAGGUCAUCUGCAGCUGAAAAGUCUGGUUUGGAAUUCCAGCUGAAGUCCCAACUAAAUCAUAAUGUCCUUCUCCAUAAGGAGAAAGCAGAGUUGGAGACCAGACUUAAGGAGCAUAUGGGGACUCUUAAGGAGUCUGGUAAACAAGCUGAUAAACUAGAAGAGGAGAUUGUGGAAACCAAGAAAAUGAUGAAGAAUCUUCUUGAUAUGUUUGAAGAAAAGGCAGUAGAAGCUGAGAAUAGAAUAGGUGAGCUGCGUGAAGCCAUGGAGAGGACCCAAGAAAAGGCCAAGCAGUACCAAGCCAUGUAUGAGGCUGAGAAAGAGUCUAAUUAUAGAUUUGAGAAAGAACACAAAGAGAGAGAAAAGAAUAGAUUCAAGAUGGAGAAUGGAGAUGAUGAGGGUGAUGGUUUAGGACCAGUCUUGAUAUCAAGACCUCAGACUUCGGUGAAAAGAUCAAAGUCAACACCAAUCGACCCAUAUCACAUCGACCCUCAGUACCAGUCUGUUACGGAGGAAAAUAAGGCCUUAAAAGCAGAAGUAGAUAGAUUACUGAAUGAUAAUGUACAUCUAUUAAGGAAGAGCAAGCAAGCUCAGAGGGAUAUUGAAACUAUUCAGAAUCAUGUUGCAACUUGUUCAGGUCAGAGGGAUGAACUAAGAAGAAGACUAAAGAAAGAACAGGAAGAGAAGCGCAAGCUUUCAUCAUCAAUGACGAGGCAAGCAUCAGAUUGGAUCAUGCAGAAGAAGAUGGUCAAAGACAUUGAACAUUAUAGUAAAGUUGGAAAGGUCAGUAGAAACACUCAUUAGUGGACUGAUUAUAGUUUACUGGAAUUCGAAGUGAUGUGAUUGGAAUGGGUAGUAAUUACGCAAAUACGCUUUCAUGGAAGUUUGGACAUGAGGGCUCUUUUACACAAAGGUUAGUGAUUAAUAACUAUUUUGAAAGAACAAUUCUGAUUGGUUCCUAGCCAUUCUACUGAGCAAAAUGGGCAUGCAAUGAUGAUCUUCAUAAUUGUGAUAUGCGCUAUACAAGAACUGUAUAUUAGUAUUAUUAUCUUGCUAGGCCAUUUCAUUUAGAGAUUAAUUGCUAACCCAUAUGUUACAGGGCUUUGAUCUCAUAAAACAAUUUAUGUCACAUGUGCAUGAAUGGGUGUUGAAAUGAGAGGUCAGAGACGUACAUUUUAAGUAAUGUGAUGUAUUUUUCAUGAUUUUCAACCCUAUUUAAUAUGAUUGAAUUUGUAACACUCUUAGUUCAUAUCUGCUUUCUUGUUUGUGCUAUCUUUGAGUUUUGUGCACAACAUGAUUGCCAGAUUCAUCUUUAUAUAUUUGCUUUCUAUUCCCUCAUAAUAUUCUAUUAUUUUUUUGUUCAUUUUUCCCUAACAAUUUUUGUCUUGCUUUUCACUUUUUGCUUGCACCAUUUUUCUUAUAUUUAGCAAUAUGUAUCUAUUUAUUUCUCCAUCUUUCAUGUCAAAGAGCAUUUUAGCACAGUGUAUACUAUCCAUAUUUCUCCCUCCUUUUAACUGUUUAAAUACGGGUGAAAUAAACUAACU
Molecule: messenger RNA, 1835 nt
Organism: Lytechinus pictus (painted urchin)
Lineage: Eukaryota; Metazoa; Echinodermata; Echinoidea; Temnopleuroida; Toxopneustidae
Exons: 10
Coding region: 1-1095 (364 amino acids)
Source: RefSeq, a predicted model, not a curated record